Messenger RNA from Cololabis saira (Pacific saury), 4668 nucleotides. RefSeq names its product vascular cell adhesion molecule 1b (gene vcam1b). The record is from RefSeq and is a predicted model, not a curated record. Gene Ontology annotation, biological process: cell-cell adhesion. Bases 126 to 2552 code for a protein of 808 amino acids. NCBI's taxonomy places the organism in Eukaryota, Metazoa, Chordata, Actinopteri, Beloniformes, Belonidae. Gene Ontology annotation, cellular component: membrane. The transcript has 10 exons.
CACAAAGGAGACGCCGCUCUGCUCUCGUCCUCCUCCAGUACUCAUCCUGCACUCCUCCAUCAUCCAUCCAUCCAUUCAUCCAUCAUCCAUCCAUCAUCCCUCCGUCUGCUGAUCCGAGCAGGAGAAUGGAUCCUCUGCUCCUCCAGCUGGUCUCAGCGCUGCUGCUGCUGUGGGGCGUCCAGGCCCUGCAGGUGGACGUGUUUCCCCGCAGGCCCGUGUUCCGGGUCGGGGACCGGGAGCAGCUGGUCUGCCACAUCCGGGACUGUCCCACCACCCCGACCGUGAUCUGGUCCCCGCCGGACGACCGGCCCCUGCCGGGCUCCUUCCACACCAACCGGACCCACUCGGUCCUGACGCUGCCGGCCGUGCAGCCCGGCGACGAGGGCACGCUGCGCUGCAAGGUCACCUGCGGGGGCGAUGUCCGGCAGGGGACGUCCUCCGUCCAGGUCUACGCCUUCCCGUCAGCCCCGGUGAUCUCGGGUGAGGGCCAGAUGCGACUGGGCGUCAGCUCCAGCCUCAGCUGCCGGGUGCCGGGCCUGCACCCGCCGGAGCGGCUGAGCCUCACCUGGCUCCGGGGGGACGCCGUCCUGCAGGAGAACCGGGGUCUGGACCGGUCCACCUACACCUUCGUCCCGCAGCACCGGGACAUCGGGGCGAACAUCAGCUGCCGGGCGGCGCUGGAGCUGGACGGGCUGCCGGCCGAGGACACGACCCGGGAAACCACCGUCCCCCUCAACGUGCUCUACCCCCCCGCUGACCUGGCCAUCUCCCUCUCCGUGGAGGUGAUGGCCGGCGCGCCGCUCACGCUCAACUGCUCCGCCGACGGGAACCCGGCGCCGAGCAUCAGCUGGAGCUUCGGGGCGGCGGACGGCGAGACUCUGCGGCGGCGUGGCGCCGGCCCGCUCACCUUCACCGCUGUGACGCUCGCCGAGGCCGGAGCCUACCGGUGCGAUGCACAGAACUCGGAAGGAAACCGGACCGCUGCCGUCAACGUCACCGUCCUCGCUCCUCCCACCAACACCUCCAUGUCGGUGAGUCCAGGCGACCAGGUGAUGGAGGGUCAGGAGGUGACGUUCACCUGCCGCUCCGAGGGAAGUCCCGCCCCCAGACUGGUGCUGAGGAGGGAGGGGGCGGAGCUACAGCAGACGGAGGCCGGCCCCCUGACCCUCAGCGUCCGGGUGGAGGCCUCGGCCCUCUACGAGUGUGAGGCCUCCAACCAGCACGGUUCCCAGAAGGUCUCCACUUUCAUCACCGCCAGAGCUCUGCGGGUGGAGGUCGGGCCCCGGGUGGAGGCGGAGCGGGGAUCCUCUCAGAACCUGACCUGCCGCGUCUCUGGAUGUCUGGGCCCCCCCACGGUGACCUGGAGGAAGCUGGAGCAGAACCGGGCCGUGGUCCUGGAGCCCCGGCAGCAGCAGGAGGGUCAGACCCAGCUGGUGCUGGGGGGGCUGGACCUGCAGCACCAGGGCGUGUACCGCUGCCAGGCCCGGUGCGGGCCGGCCUCCGGGGCCGGAGACGUCCCGGUGCAGGUCUACGCGUUGGGUUCUGAUCCGGUCCUGGACCUCCCCGGUCCGGUCCGUCUGGACCGGGAGUCUGAAUUCUACUGCCGAGUCUUUGACGUCUUCUCUGCCGGCGGGCUGAGGAUCCGCUGGUCGUGGGGGAACGCCACCAUCCUGACGGAGUCCUUCACGUUCUCCGGUUCCCUGGAGAACGUGACGUCGGUCCUCCGGCGCCGGGUGGAGCAGAACCAGACGGUCCUGAGCUGCCGGGCCGAGCUGCUGACGGAGGCCGGGGACCUGCUCCGGGCCAGAACCGCCAGCGUCCCUCUGCAGGUCCACUAUCCUCCCAGGAACACCUCCCUGACGGUGAACCCGGGCCAGGAGGUGCUGGAGGGCGACCAGGUGACCAUCACCUGCCACUCAGACGGGGCUCCGCCCCCCAUGCUGGUCCUGAGAAGGAAUGGGGCGGAGCUUCAGAGGAGUGACUCCUCCUCCCCGCCAUCGCUCACCUUCAACAUCUCCUCCGUCCUGCUGGGAGACUCUGACCGCUACGACUGCGAGGCCAGGAACCCGUACGAGUCCGAGGUGGUGUCCAGAUCCAUAACCGUCAAAGCUCCCCCGAGAGACACCACGGUGGUGGUCCGGCCGUCCACCACGGUCCAGGAGGGCCAGAACAUCACGGUCUACUGCAGAACCACCAGCUUCCCCCGGUCGUCCGUGGUUCUGACAAAGCUGUCCAGCGGGUCCAGCGGGUCCAGCGGGUCCAGCGGGUCGGCGCUGCACUCCAGCGACGGCGUGUUCCUUCUGGCCAACGUCAGCGCCGGAGACUCGGGCCGGUACCUGGUCAACGUGACUAACGACCUCGGCUGUGAGGUCCGAGAGUUCAACAUCACCGUCAGAGCGAGCAGCAGACUUCCUCCCAGCCUCGGCGCCGUGGUCCCGGCCGCCUGCGUCGCAGCCGGACUGGCGGCUUCAGCCCUGGUUCUGGACUACCUGAGGAGGUCCAGGAGGAAAGGGUUCUACCAGGUGGACGGCUGCGCCCCCCCGUCGGCCUGAGGCCCGCCGGGCCGGCAGACUCACCGGUACCGCCGAGGUACGGCGUCCGAUGGAGACUCGGUACGCGGUGGGAGGCGACCGCCCCCACAACUCUCCUCUGGCUUCUAACCUGCGACACACGACGAUCACGCCCCCCCCGGGGGCUCCUGGACCCCCAGAACCGGCGGCUCCUGGACCCCCAGAACCGGCGGCUCCUGGACCCCCAGCACCGGGCAGAACCGCCUACCAGGCCCGGUACCACAACAGGGCGCCACGCAGACGCCGACUCCCAGAGCAGGAGUUCUACCUCAUCUCAGUAUUGUCCGUCAGAAUCCCAACAACCUGUGUCUCUGGUUUAAGACUGUGUCUCAGAGAACCGGACAGAACUGGAUGGAACUGGACAGAACCGGACAGAACUGGACGAAACUGGACAGAACCGGACAGAUCUGGAUGAUCCCAUCUGAAUGUCAGUUGCGGGUUUUCCGAGGGUUUUCUUUUAUUUGUCUCAAAGCUCCGUGUUGUUGGAACUGAGGCCCCGUUUACACGGAGCAAAAACGGUGGUGUUUUCAUGCGUUUUGGCCGUUCGUUUACACGAAAACGAAGCUCAAAGUCACCAAAAACGAUCAUUUCUGAAAACUCCGGCCAAAGUGGAGAUUUGCAAAAACUCACGUUUGCUUGUAAACGGAGGGAAACGGAUAUUUAGGCUCCAGAACGUCACAUUAUGCAACAGAAACGUCACCAACAUCAUUUGUGCGACUUGUGUUUACAAUUUGUUUGGCCAAUAUUUUCUUGUAUUUUAACUGUUUUAUAUUCUAACAUCACACUUAAAAGAACUGCACUUCUCUGUCACUUCUCUGUCACUCCAAAUGAAAGACUCUCAUUCCAUCUUGGAAGUAACUGGAAGUUACUCGUCGUUUGUUGAUGUUUUUUUCCAGGAUUGUGAUUGGCUAGCAUGACUUUAUCUUCUCGUUACACUUCCCCCUGUAGGUUUGGCUGCUAAUAGCACCUUAACAGCGUAUUUAUCCGGGUUUGUGUAAACGAGGAUAUUUUUCAAAACGUAGAGGGGGAAAUAUCCGUUUUUGUAAAUACCCGGCUAUGUGUAAACGUGGCCUAAUGGUGUUAAACCCUGAUUAAUGCAAAAACCAGUCUGGAUCCGGGCCCUACUGAUCCCAAGAGCUCUUUGUUUUCCACUGUUACCGUUUCUUUAAGUGACUUCACUCCGACGAGGCUGAGCUCGUGUUCCACCUUCGUUCUGCUCGGGUUUCCCCGGUUUGGCGUCUCCGCUGCUGAUCUGAGAUACGUGCACUUCCUGCCUCUGUUCCCUCGUUAACGGUGUUCAAACCUUUCCUGCCUCUGUUCCCUCGUUAACGGUGUUCGUUAGCAAACUCUUCCUCCCUGUUCUGUCCCGCCGUGACCCCGCUGCUGUUCUGGGAGUUUCCAGAGACCGUCCCUGCUUUCUCUUCUCGUUUUCCUUCCCUCUUUACUGGAAGUCCUGAGGAUCACUGGCUGGAUGGUUACCAGCCGUUACCGUGGCGACGCUGGAGCUGACAAACACAUUAGGGAAGAGUAGCCAGGGUUCGGUUUGAGCAGCAGAAAAGGAGCUCUCAGUCAGUUCUGUCAAGGGGAGAACUCUCCUCCUGAAAAGCUACAAAAUAAGACGAGAAAAGAAAAGAAACAGACAGAAAACAACAAACUGGAUUUAUGGCACCUUCAGGUACAGAGGUGGGACCCCCCCCGGAGGUCGUGAGAGUCCUCGGCGACAUAAAAAAUCGUGCUGCUGGCUGUUUGUCUGCAUCACGACACUCAUCGCCGGCUCGUCGCCAUGGAAACUGGAAGGACUCAGACUCAGCGAGGCGGGAGGCGAGGAGAACAAACCUGAAUCAGGCUUUCAGGGCUUUGGACCGGCGUCAGCUCGGACCCUCUAAACCCGCCAGCGGGCUACUCUCUCAGACCACUGACCUCCAGUCAUGUGAUGCGGUUUCCGCGGCAACGGAGAAAUCCCUGAGUGAGAAGAGCUUUUAUUUUGAAAUGCGACAGCUUCCAUCGUGGGAGCGGCGAUGACAUUUCUCUGUAAAAUAUGAACGACUUUGCUCUGUUCUGUCUUUAUUCUCAGCUCUGAUGCUAAUAAAGUAUUAUU